Astrephomene gubernaculifera is the source of this 2440-nucleotide messenger RNA. Lineage: Eukaryota; Viridiplantae; Chlorophyta; Chlorophyceae; Chlamydomonadales; Astrephomenaceae. The record is from the annotation of a GenBank genome assembly.
UGUGCAUCUGGAUACGAAAUAAUAUCUUAUUUACGAUUUACAAAUUGAAUUGUUAGCUGAGACGUUUCUAUCCACUACAGCAAUGGCCAGCCCCAUGGUGCGGGGCGGCUUAGAGUGCAGCAGCAGCGGACGUGGAGUAUUAAGGAUAGUUGCGCCGCCAAGGUCACGUCGGGUAUCUGCGCUUUCGUUCCCAAUCGCGUCUUCGCCAGUCUUUCGCUCGGCGUCCAUUCAACCCGCACCUAAUGCCGAUUAUCUUCGUCAGCCGCCGCACGGUCGGAGGGCUGGAAAAUUGAGACAUCAACCGCUAAGGGUUGCGCAGUUGGAUGCUGUUAGCAUGCCAAAGUCAGCGGAUGACUUCGAAGCGUACGUCAAUGCGCUUAACGAAGCUUGGGCAAUUCCGGAGGUAAUUGAGUUCGGCAUCGGGCAGGGUGGCCUCCCGACCGUCCUGCUUACACACCCGCAAACGGGUAUGAAGCUGGUAGUGUACCUGUACGGCGCCACCAUAGCGCAAUGGCUCAAAAGCGACGGCACUGCGACCUUCCACGACGGGCCUGAGGAGCUGUUUCAGAUAGGCAUGCCGCUCAGGACCGGCGUGUCGCUGCACUUCCCGCAGCACCGCGAAGGAGUGCUGCCGCUGCACGGCUUCGCGGAUAGCAUGAUGUGGGAGGUGGUGGGCGCGGGUAUUGAGAACUUCGAGAUGCUGGCUCAGAUGUCGGGCUGGUGGGAGUGGCUGCAGGAGAGCGGCGCACUGGACCCGCAGCUGCUGGAGGAGGCGGAGGAGAGCGAGGAAGCAGCUGAGAAGGUUCGUGCGCUGCUGGCCUCCCGGCCUGCCCCCGACAACCUGGUGGACUCGGACAUGGCGCCCUGCAUCACACUGCGGCUGCGGGACACUCCGGAGACACGCAAGAUGUGGCCGCACAGCUUCGAGCUGGAGUACAAGAUCACUCUUGAGACGCAGGGCCAGCUUACCGAGGAGGAGUGGCGGGACAUCCGGCGGAGUAGGGGAAUGACCGAUGAGCAGGAGGCGGCGGACGAGGCGGCGGACGAGGCGGAGGAGGAGAGGCUGAUGGAGGCCCUGCUGGGGGAGGAGGAUGAGGAGGGGGAGCAGGAGGGAGGGGAGGGCGAGGCGGAGGGGGAGGAGGAGACCUCGGCGUUCGCUGGCAGAAGGGAGAACGAGGGCGGAGAUGGCGAGGAGGGGGCCGAGGAGCUCUCGCCGCCGGAGGCGUCCCGCAAGAAGCGAGGCCGGCCACCCAAACAGGCGGCGGUCGCUGGCGAGGCGGCGGGCGCGCAGGGGGCCGAGGAGGGCGAGGUGGAGGAGGAGGGGGAAGAAGAGCGGGCUGGGCUGGCGGAGGACGAGGAGGAGGAGCAGGGGGAGGAUGCGGGCGCGGUGGGGCCGGAGCCCUUCAAGCCCACCGUGCAGAUACGCCAGGAGUUCUGGGUCCGGAAUAAGGACGAGCCCGGCUCCGCCCCCAUGCGCUUCAGCCUGGGCUCGCUGGCUCGGUUCGUGACGCUGCAACAGCCCGACUGCGGGGACUGGAUCAAGGUGUUGGGUCUGGGAGGAAGCCAGACGUUCGACUACACCGAGGACCCUCGCUACCCGCGACUGGACAUGUGCGAUGACGACUUCGUGCACUUCAGAGGCGAGCCCAUCGACGUGACCUACAUUGGCGCCGCCGACGCCACGCUCUACCUGUGCCCCGGCAACCGCACACACUUUGAGUUCAUCCAGCGGGCGGGCUUUAACGACAUGUUUGUACAGCACCCAGGUUUGGAUGCCGUACCCGAGUACGACAGAGUGGCGACGAUAGGAACUGGCUACGUUGCCUCCACCAAGAUCCUGCCUGCUGGCGAGCAGUGGCACGCAGAGUCCAUCAUCCGCUUCCACGACCGCUACUUCCCGCCGCCGGUGUUCGGGGAUGACUCCAUGCCGCCGCUGCCGCCCAUUCCUAAGGAUUUGCUGACUGAGGAGGGGGGUGAGGGGGAGGACCUGUACGAAGGCAUGACCGGGGAAUCGACUGAGGAGGCGGGGCUGCCAGAGCAGGAGGAGUAGCAUGAGAAGCAGCAGUGAAGGGAAAGAGAGAUGGCUGGUUGAGGUGCCACAAGGCAGCAGUACUGAAGGAGAAACAUGACGAGAUGCCGGUGUUGGGUGCCCUACGGACACGGGCUUGAGGCAGGAAUGUUCCCUUUAAUGACACUGUUGUAUGUUGUUCGGAAGGGCUCCAGCCGUGGGAGGGUGAAUCUGAGCCUGUACUGCUGGCCGAUGGGCUGCCAUGGGCUUUUGUGCGUUAUGGUUUGGGAGCCGGGGGGUGUGGGCUUUCUAACUUUUGGACCGAAGAGGUUGACUGCAGCACUACAUACAAGGAGGCCUGGCGGGUUUUACAUCGGGGUUUGGAGGACUGGAGGAUGGGCUUGUACCUUGUGGUGCGUAUAUAUAUAUUGA